UGACUUUUAGGCUACUAAUACGAAACAUAAAACAAAUUUCCAGAAAUGUUUGAGUUAACAACUAAGAUGUAAUGACAGACUUGACCUUGUUACAAACUUUUGGUCAGAGCUUUCCUGAGGAAUUUGAUGGCAGUUUGGACUCUGUUAGUGCUGCAUUGACCUGUUCAUUUAACCGCACUGGCUCAUUGCUGGCUGUUGGUUGUAACGAUGGUAGACUUGUCAUUUGGGAUUUCUUGACAAGGGGCAUCGCAAAGAUAAUAGUUGCUCACGUACAUCCAAUAUCUUCUGUGAGUUGGAGUCGAAAUGGAAAGAAAAUAUUAACUGCGUCAACUGAUUGGAAUGUUGGUUUGUGGGAUGUUCUUUCUGGUGAUUGUGAUGUGCGUUAUCGUUUCCCAUCUGCUGUUCACAAAGUUCAGUUUCACCCUUUUAAUAAUAAAAAGUUCCUUGUUUGCCCUGUGAAACAUCCACCUGUGUUAGUUGAACUGGAUGGUGAACAUCACAUUCUUCCUGUUGGUGGAGAGUGCGAACAAAAUAUCAUUGCAUCAUUUGAUAAAAAAGGUGAUCACAUUUUUGCUGGUAAUGCAAAAGGAAAGAUCACCAUAAUCCAUACUGAUACUUUACAAGAAAAAUUGUCGUUUCGCAUCAGCACAGCAACAAAUGCAAAUACUGCAAUCAAAUCAAUCGAGUUUGCGAGAAGAGGAAGUUCAUUUCUUGUUAAUUCACAAGAUCGCGUCAUCAGAGUAUUCAAUACAGAUGCUGUGUUAUCAUGUAAAGAAGGACAAGAACCUGAGCCGUCACAAAAAUUGCAGGAUCUCGUAAACAGAACGUUGUGGAAAAAAUGUGCUUUUUCCGGCGAUGGAGAGUUUAUUGUGGCGGGAUCCUCUCGACAGCAUGCUUUGUAUAUCUGGGAGAAAAGCAUUGGAAGUUUGGUGAAAAUUUUACAUGGAACUAAAGGAGAGUUGUUAGUAGAUGUUGUGUGGCAUCCUAUUCGACCAAUCAUAUGCUCAGUUGCCAACGGCUUGGUUUCAAUUUGGUCACAGACACAUGUUGAAAACUGGUCCGCUUUUGCUCCAGACUUUCAAGAGAUUGACGAAAACAUAGAAUAUGAUGAACGGGAAAGUGAGUUUGAUCUUGAAGACGAGGAUAAAGAAGAAUUACUCAACACAAGUCAUGACCAGCAAGAAGAACUCGAGAUCGAUGUUGAAAGCAUCGAAAAGCCGUUAUAUUACAGCAGUGGCGAUGAGCCUGACGACGAUUGUUUGUUUUAUUUACCGGUCGCACCCGACAUCGACGACCCGGAGGGAGAUGUAGUUCCAGGUUAUGACCAAAAACCUGCAACUGACAAAUCAGUGUUGGUUGAUAAUACUAACCAAAAAAUGGGAGAAAAUGGUCCGCCAAAAAAGAAGCCGAAGAUUACAGAUGUAAACAUUAAUGGAGAAGUGUACAAUCAAAACAGCGUCUUGGCAGAGAAAGCUUCAGAGAAACCUAAGGGAAGAGGUACGACAUCAACAAGAGGGAAGAGAGGUGGGAGAAAAGCAGGAGCGGGAAAAGGAAGAAAAAUCGUGUCGGCAGCCGUCGAUGUGGACGAUGAAAACUCGCAAGAUUUUUCUGACGCAUCUGGAAAGACCGCGUAGUGAUUGGUUUCGACGACAAGUCUUCAGCAAAUAAAUUCGCAUUUUGAGUAAACCUGAAAGACUUAUAGCGUUUGCAUGAGUUCAAAUUGUAUUGGAAUCACCUUCAUGGAUAUUAUGUUGUGAUUAAAGUAAUGUCUGGCUGUCUUGGACGACCGUGAUUCUGUAAUAAAGUGCAAAGGACUGACUGUGCCUUAAAAACGGAAGUAAUUGACACCUCUCCUUGUAGAUAUGGAUGAGUAAAAGUUAGAAACCAUCUCAUUGAUAUCUGAACAAUUAUUUUUCUUUUUUAGGACUAAUAUUAACUUUAAUGAGUUCUCCUGUGUUGUUUUUUUUGUUCUGUUUUUCUACAAUGUGUUUUUUUAAGAUGGCUAAAAAGUAUUUGAUAUUAACAGUGCUUUAUUUUGAAGUUUAUAAAAUUUAAUUAAAAUUCGGCAAAAAUGUUUGGUCGCUACAAAAUAUUAUUCAAAAUUUGGUCCCUUCUCUCAUUUUAUUUUUACCAUUUUAUCAUCUGCAUGUAGAUUUUACUAAAAUGGAUGCCGCAGAGUGACAUUCUCCACCGCAGAACUCGUGGAACCCCUACCGUAUUGAGAAACACAUAUAUUUACAGCAGCACUACCUUAUUUAUUCUAGAAGAAUAGAAAUGAUAUCCUUAUGGGUUUAAUGAAA
Molecule: messenger RNA, 2300 nt
Organism: Hydractinia symbiolongicarpus
Lineage: Eukaryota; Metazoa; Cnidaria; Hydrozoa; Anthoathecata; Hydractiniidae
Product: retinoblastoma-binding protein 5 homolog
Exons: 15
Coding region: 72-1634 (520 amino acids)
Cellular component (GO): Set1C/COMPASS complex
Molecular function (GO): protein binding
Source: RefSeq, a predicted model, not a curated record